Wasmannia auropunctata (little fire ant) is the source of this 650-nucleotide messenger RNA. RefSeq lists its product as uncharacterized. The record is from RefSeq and is a predicted model, not a curated record. The transcript is spliced from 4 exons. Bases 37 to 468 code for a protein of 143 amino acids. Gene Ontology annotation, biological process: sensory perception of taste. NCBI's taxonomy places the organism in Eukaryota, Metazoa, Arthropoda, Insecta, Hymenoptera, Formicidae. Gene Ontology annotation, cellular component: dendrite; membrane; axon.
CGCGAAUUAAACGCAAUAUUUGAAAAACAGAUAACUAUGGAAAUGGCAACUUACUUGGUUUGCUUGACAAGACUAAUUUAUUAUAUUUGCUUACGUACAAUACAAAAAGAUAACAUUUUAUUUUGGUUCUACUGGACUGACUUCUCUGUCUGGAUAACUUUAUAUGUUGGCAGACUCUUCUGGAUAAAUUACGUUUGCGAGAGCAUUAGCGCUAAAUCUAACAAAAUGAAUGCGAUUAUUCAUCGAUUAACAGAUUUUCUUCGAUACGCUGAUCUCCGUGAUGAGAUUUAUCAGUUUACAUUACAAUUAAUACAUCAUCCAUUGAAAUUCACUGGACUAGGCCUCUUCUAUUUUGGCAAUGGCUUUCUGCGAGGAUUUCUUACGACAAUUGUGACAUAUGUGAUCAUCGCAAUCCAAAUGUCUGACGCAUCCAACAUAUAUUCAUAUUUAUUAAAAAAAGAUAAUUAAAUUGAAAUCCCAAAGGAAUAGUAUGUUGUAACACAGGAUUGUUUUUUUGCAAAACAAAAAUAUAUGAAUUCUUAUAUUGUUGACACUAUAAAAUGCAUAAUAUGAAAUAUGUAUAAAUAAUACAUGUAACUUGCAAUGUAUUAUUAUUAAAGUGCAUAAAUUUCUCCACUUUUACUGUGUAA